CAGAAUUGUUAAAUGAAGAACGUUGGAAGACUACUCGUGCGCUGUGCACGUUAGCGACAAGCGUCCAAGUGCUUCUAGCGAAUUAACGUAAAAUGGAAACGGUUGGCACGUCGAAUAUAUGGUUCGUUUGAGAGGGACUUGGCAGAAACGAGCGUCAGUAUGUUGCACAGUUCGCUGCCACGGGCAUUUCUGGCCCCUGGACUGAAUUAUCUGGGCUACUACGGCGACGAGAUUCACCAGCAUUCGUACGGCGCGGCCGCCAGUUGGCACAUUCCUAUGGAGAACACCUCGACCUCCUACUCGAGGGCCCCUGAUCAUCUUCAGACCUGGGACCUGUCCAGAUCGUCCACUCCGUGUCCCCUGGACUUGUCUCUGAAACCUCCGCCAACGCCGAGUACGCCGAAAACCGAGGAUCUGGUCGUCGACACGAAGAAGGAGCAUCAGAGAACGUUGGACGAUGCGCAGAAAGAAUCGGAGAGUACCAGGUACAGAAGGAACAGCGACGAGUCAGGCUCUUCCCUGGUGGUCGACGAUUUCGACGCGCUGCCACGUAGUUCCUCGGUGCACAGUCAUUCCAGUUACGAACUGCUCUCGAAGAAAGAACCGCUAUCGAUCCAGGAAUCGACGGUCAAAGCUUGCAACAACAGCCUGGUGAUGGAAGACGCCACCAAACUGAUCCCCUUUGGCGCAACCUCGAACGAGAUCGCUUCUAAUUAUUACACGCACAAUCAGAAGCUCCUGUUGGCCAGCCCUAGCCAGCUUCAGUCGGUACAAGGCUACCAUCAGCAGCUUCUUCUAACACCGCAGCAUCACCUGCAAGGGAUGCAGCACGCGCCCAUGACACCGCCGAGCACGCCAUCGCCUCCUCAGUGCCCAAGGCGGAAAGUAAGGGACGAAGACUCGAGCCCUGCAUCCACCGCCAGCAACAACGCCGCGUCCAACAGCUCCAGAUCUACUUCCAGCGAGAAGGCACUCCAGAGACCGAAGAAGAAGCACGCCAGACGAUUGAAGUUCGACGAGGACACCAGCAGCCCGGUGUCGGGCACCGUGAUCCUGGGACCUGACGAGGCUGUGGUCACCGGAGACAUCGAUCCGGCGUUCAACAUCGUUGAAGUCACCGAGGAGGCGCGUGCCGAGCUGGCGAAAAUCGAGAACAGGCUCGGCCCCUAUCAGUGCAAGCUCUGCAGGCAACUGCACGACGACGCGUUCCAGCUGGCGCAGCACAGGUGCUCCAGGAUAGCCCACGUCGAGUACAGAUGCCCGGAAUGCGACAAGAGAUUCUCGUGCCCGGCGAACCUGGCCUCGCACAGACGCUGGCACAAGCCAAGGUUGGCCAACGGGGAACACUCGUCGUCCUCGUCGUCCUCGUCGUCGUCGUCGUCGUCGUCUAACGCGAGUAUCGAGAUACCGUGCACCAGGUGCGACGCCAAGUUCACCAGGCAAGCAGCGUUGAGGAAACACCUGGCCAGCCAGCAUCCAGAGGCCGCCAACAACAACAACAACAACAACAACAAUGUGGCGUUGGAGCAGGGAGCUGUUGGUAAGACUGACGUCGUCCCGGUGAUUUCCGAGGGUACGUUAAACUCCGAGAUCGCCUGACACCAGUUCCCCGCGAGACCCUUACCAAGGAGGCCAGGACUCUACUGGAGGUUCGGUCUUGAUUUGUAAAGAUCGAGUCCCCCAGUGGAGGGUUUCUUAUAGAAUUGUUUCUUUUGAAAACUUUUCGAAA
Molecule: messenger RNA, 1729 nt
Organism: Frieseomelitta varia
Lineage: Eukaryota; Metazoa; Arthropoda; Insecta; Hymenoptera; Apidae
Product: adult enhancer factor 1-like
Exons: 1
Coding region: 160-1599 (479 amino acids)
Biological process (GO): neuron differentiation; regulation of cell cycle process; negative regulation of transcription by RNA polymerase II
Cellular component (GO): transcription repressor complex; nucleus
Molecular function (GO): RNA polymerase II cis-regulatory region sequence-specific DNA binding; DNA-binding transcription repressor activity, RNA polymerase II-specific
Source: RefSeq, a predicted model, not a curated record